Messenger RNA from Miscanthus lutarioriparius, 921 nucleotides. NCBI's taxonomy places the organism in Eukaryota, Viridiplantae, Streptophyta, Magnoliopsida, Poales, Poaceae. The record is from the annotation of a GenBank genome assembly.
AUGGCCAGGACCUCGCGGUCGCUGGAGCUGGUGGUAGGCGCGGUGGUGCUGGGAGCACGCUGGAGAAGAAGUGGAGACGCGGCCACGGCCCAACGGAGCGCGUACGGCGGGCAUGCGCGGAGGCAGGGACGGGGCACGGCCAUGGCGGGCGGUGGCUCGCGGCGGCGGUCAGCGCCCGAGGAAGGAGGAUGGGGCGCGUGCAUGGCCGGCGCAGCGACGGCGUCUCGCCAGAUCUCGCGCACAGUCAUCAGUGAGGAAAUGUCAGAGUAUAAUCUUGAUGAACCUACUAUGGAGGAAAAACUAGCAACCCUGAAUCUGAUCAAUAGAGAGAAUGGAAUGAGUGAUACUGAAAAGCAAUCGCUCUCUAUGGCACCACCAAGUGCAGAUUCAGUCCAUAUCUUGCUGAAGCAAGCUCUUCGUGCUGAUGAUAACGUAGCAUUGUUAACUUGCUUGUAUAAUAGAGAUGAGAAGGUUAUCACAAAGUCUAUAUCACUCCUAACACCAGCAGAUGUUGUGAAGCUUCUGAAGUUCUUUGUGUUGCAAAUACAAUCUAGGGGCGCAGUGUUGGUUUGUUUACUCCCAUGGCUGCAAACUUUACUAAAUCGACACAUGAGCAGCAUAGUGUCUCAGGAGUUUUCUCUGUCAUUGCUCAACUCGCUCUACCAGCUUAUUGAUGCAAGAACAUCAACAUUCAAGUCGGCAUUGCAACUCUCCACCACUCUAGAUUACCUUUUCAACGAGAUUGCUGAUGAUGAAGCUGAUGAGGAGGUGCCACCACCGAUAAUUUAUGAAGACAAGGACACUGAUGAUGAAGAGUCUGAAGUUGAUGCUAUGGAAACCGACAGAGAAGAGGCUGAAGAGCUAGGUGAUGUUACUGAUGCCUCUGAAAAUUCAGAUGGAAGUGAGAUCAUGAGCGACUGA